AUGGAUUCUUCAAAUUGUUCUGACUCGUCUUCUGGAUCGAUUGGAUCAAUGGUAUAUUUGAAUCAGACCCAAGCAAGCUCUGCUUGUCCAGUUCGUAGACAAAUGGAGAAUCAGACUUCUGGCCAACAGUCAUUUGUGGACGUUGCUCAAUCUAAUGAUUUCCUGGAAUAUGAGGAUCUCCUACAAAACGUCACACUCCAACCACUCGUUCCAGCGUCAAAACCUCAUCAUCCAAUGGAACAAUUAGUCAAUUUACGAGCGCCAAUUGCUCCAUCUCUACUAGAACAGACCUACCUACCAAUGGAACCGUUAAUCGGCCAAUCAGUUCGUCUAUCACCAUCCACCAUCCUACCAUCGCCAUCUUCUUCCGUGUCAUCUAACAUCCUAACCAUCAAUUUGGACGCCAGCCUCCACAAUGGAGUUUCAAUCAACACUGCCGACAUCAUCAAUGCUUGUGAAAGUUCCAGAAGACGAUUUGGAUUCAAUGGAAAAAUGCUCAGUCAGAAGACUUUUGCUGAAUUGGUCCUCCACCGAACUCAAGCGUAUUAUUCAAGUAUUUGCAAGAAUCCAAAGCCAUGGGAGUCCCUUACCGAGAUGGGAAAAGCUCUCUACGUCCGCAUCUACAAUUGGAUCCAAUUGAACGAUGAUGAGAAGAAGACAUACCUGAAAAGGAUUGAGAAGAUGGAGAAUCAACCCGUGGAAUCUGAAGAGAAGAAAACGCGGACCAAAUUUACCAAAUACCAAGAGAAGGCCCUGGAAGAGGUGUUCAAAUUGUGCCAAUGUCCAACAACGCUUACCAAAAGAAGUCUUGCUAAAGAUUUGAAUCUUCCAUUUGUUGUUAUUCAGAAUUAUUUUUUGAAUCACCGCAGAAGAAAAUAA
Caenorhabditis briggsae is the source of this 879-nucleotide messenger RNA. Lineage: Eukaryota; Metazoa; Nematoda; Chromadorea; Rhabditida; Rhabditidae. Gene Ontology annotation, biological process: regulation of transcription by RNA polymerase II. Gene Ontology annotation, cellular component: nucleus. The coding region runs from base 1 to 879 and encodes 292 amino acids. The record is from RefSeq and is a predicted model, not a curated record. The transcript has a single exon. Gene Ontology annotation, molecular function: DNA-binding transcription factor activity, RNA polymerase II-specific; RNA polymerase II cis-regulatory region sequence-specific DNA binding.